Suncus etruscus (white-toothed pygmy shrew) is the source of this 2323-nucleotide messenger RNA. It is a transcript of the gene ADCYAP1R1, whose product is annotated as ADCYAP receptor type I. NCBI's taxonomy places the organism in Eukaryota, Metazoa, Chordata, Mammalia, Eulipotyphla, Soricidae. Gene Ontology annotation, molecular function: peptide hormone binding; G protein-coupled peptide receptor activity; vasoactive intestinal polypeptide receptor activity. The coding region runs from base 223 to 1713 and encodes 496 amino acids. The record is from RefSeq and is a predicted model, not a curated record. Gene Ontology annotation, cellular component: neuron projection; plasma membrane. Gene Ontology annotation, biological process: adenylate cyclase-modulating G protein-coupled receptor signaling pathway; cell surface receptor signaling pathway. The transcript has 17 exons.
CGCAGACACACACACGCGCGCGCACACACACACGCGCGCACACACAGACGCGCGCACACCCGGGCGCACCGGGGCGCAGAUGCUCUUCGUCCUCCCUGCCCGGCCCAUCCGUUCUCCCGCAGAGCCGGCGCCCCGAGCCCCAUCGGGGAGCAGCCUGAGCAUUGGAGGCUGCCCAGACCCAGAGGCAAGCAACGCUGGCUGUCUUUCAGGCUGAGAAGCAUCAUGGGUGGCAUCAUCCAAGUCUCCUUGGCUGCUCUCCUGCUGCCUAUGGCUGCCGCCAUGCUCUCGGGCUGCAUCUUGCGGAAGGAACAGGCCUCAUGUCUGGAGAGGAUCCAGCGGAUGAAUGACCUGAUGGAACUCAAUGCAUCCAGCCCAGACUGCCCAGGAAUGUGGGACAACAUCACAUGCUGGAGGCCAGCCCACGUGGGGGAGAUGGUCUUUGUCCAUUGCCCUGAAGUCUUUCGCAUCGCCAACCCUGACCGAGAGUGGGAGACGGAAAGCCUCGGCGAGUAUGAGGAUUUUGCGGAUAGUAGCUCUUUGAGUCUGUCAGAUAUGGGGGUGUUGAGCCGAAACUGCACGGAGGAUGGCUGGUCUGAGACGUACCCCCAUUACUACGAUGCUUGUGGGUACACUGACUUUGACUCGGAACCGGGGGAUCAGGAUUAUUACUACCUGUCGGUGAAGGCCCUGUACACAGCUGGCUACAGCACAUCGCUCAUCACGCUCACCACUGCCAUGGUCAUCCUCUGCCGCUUCCGGAAGCUGCACUGCACCCGGAACUUCAUCCACAUGAACUUGUUCCUGUCCUUCAUGCUACGAGCCGUGUCUGUGUUCAUCAAGGACUGGAUCCUCUACGCCCAGCAGGACGGCAGCCACUGCUCAGUCUCCACCGUGGAGUGCAAAGCUGUGAUGGUUUUCUUCCACUACUGUGUGGUCUCCAACUACUUUUGGCUGUUCAUCGAGGGCCUGUACCUCUUCACCCUGCUGGUAGAAACCUUCUUCCCAGAGCGCACGUACUUCUACUGGUACACCCUCAUUGGCUGGGGGACCCCCACGGUGUGUGUGACGGUGUGGGCGGUGCUGCGGCUCUACUGUGAUGACACAGGCUGCUGGGAUAUGAAUGACAACACGGCCCUGUGGUGGGUGAUCAAAGGCCCUGUGGUUGGCUCGAUCAUGGUUAACUUUGUGCUCUUUAUUGGCAUCAUUGUCAUCCUGGUGCAGAAACUUCAGUCUCCGGACAUGGGAGGCAACGAGUCAAGCAUCUACUUCAGCUGCGUGCAGAAAUGCUACUGCAGGCCACAGCGCGCUCAGCAGCACUCAUGCAGGAUGUCAGAGCUGUCGGCCAUUACUCUGCGGCUGGCCCGAUCCACCUUGCUGCUCAUCCCGCUCUUUGGCAUCCACUACACUGUCUUCGCCUUCUCCCCGGAGAACGUCAGCCAGAGAGAGAGACUCGUGUUCGAGCUGGGCGUGGGCUCCUUCCAGGGCUUCGUGGUGGCGGUUCUCUACUGCUUCCUCAACGGGGAGGUGCAGGCUGAGAUCAAGCGCAAGUGGCGCAGCUGGAAGGUGAACCGCUACUUCGCCGUGGACUUCAAGCACCGGCACCCGUCCCUGGCCAGCAGCGGCGCCAACGGAGGCACCCAGCUAUCCAUCCUGAGCAAGAGCAGCUCCCAGAUCCGCAUGUCUGGCCUCCCGGCCGACAGUCUGGCCACUUGAGUGUCCCUGAGUCCCUGAUGGGAGGAAGAAGUAGGGUGCCAAUGGGCCGGUAGGCCCUCCUUGUGCCGCUGUCCCAGCCCAGGCCCCUUGGACCCCAGUCAUGUAAAUAUGCCCCUGUUGGUUGGGAUGCUGCUCCUGUCCACCCUCCGCCACCCAGUGCCCCUGCUCUUGCCCAAAGGUCCCGGCUCUGCCUUGCCCGUGUACACCAGUCAGCUGCCACCUCUUAGCUCUGUCGCCAGGCUGUAAACUGAGACAGUGGGCAUGGCCCUGCCCUUGCCGGAUGCUAGAGUGCCUCGAGUUCGAUAGCCCCCUUGGAGUCUGCCCUGUGUGGUCCUGAGCCUAUUUGCCACCCUGGGUCUUGCAGAGGCCUGGACUCAGCUCUGGUUCUGACAGAUGGUUGUUGUGGUCCUCCUGACCCCAGACUUCAGCCGAGAGACAACGCCUGAGAUAACUGCCCCACCCUACGGGCCUCCAAGAGCCUGAAGUCUAAGCCAUGUCUUAGGCUUUCUGCCUGUCCAUGUGGCCCUGCUCUGAGGUCUGUGUACCUCAAUGCAGGGCACCAAUGGCCAUGCCAGAAAUCUGUGCCAUAGGAAGUACAGAGACUGAUGCA